AUGUCAGCCGAGAUCCCAUGGCACGCCGCAUUUCCUGCCCCAAGGGGCGCGGCUCCCUCUAUAUCGCGAGAGGAGCUAUUGCAAUGGAUCCGAGACGGUAAACAAGCCGGAAAGGACUAUGUACUUGUUGACUUGCGUCGUACAGACUACGAGGGAGGAACCAUCCAAGGAUCAUUGAACUUGCCAGCUCAGAGUCUGUAUCCUACCAUCCCGACGUUAUAUUCCCUCGUAUCGAACAGCAGCGCAAAAUAUGUGAUUUGGUAUUGCGGAUCAUCCGGGGGUCGAGGAACUCGUGCAGCUGGUUGGUUCGCGGAUUAUCUUGAAGAGAAACAGGAUACAGUUGUCAAGAGUUUAGUUCUCACAGGGGGUAUUAAAGGAUGGGCUGCUGCAGGUCUGGAAUAUACUGCCUUGAUGGAUGGGUAUGAUGCAUCUGUUUGGUCAAAGUAG
Messenger RNA from Penicillium paradoxum, 447 nucleotides. Its product is annotated as putative arsenate reductase (Arc2). The record is from RefSeq and is a predicted model, not a curated record. The transcript is spliced from 3 exons. Gene Ontology annotation, molecular function: protein tyrosine phosphatase activity. Bases 1 to 447 code for a protein of 148 amino acids. Lineage: Eukaryota; Fungi; Ascomycota; Eurotiomycetes; Eurotiales; Aspergillaceae. Gene Ontology annotation, cellular component: cytoplasm; nucleus.